Anopheles maculipalpis is the source of this 561-nucleotide messenger RNA. RefSeq names its product cuticle protein 7-like. The transcript has 2 exons. NCBI's taxonomy places the organism in Eukaryota, Metazoa, Arthropoda, Insecta, Diptera, Culicidae. Bases 1 to 561 code for a protein of 186 amino acids. The record is from RefSeq and is a predicted model, not a curated record. Gene Ontology annotation, cellular component: extracellular matrix.
AUGAAAAUCAUCAUGCAAGACAAGUUAUCCAUUCUUCUGCUCUGUACCACAGCAGUAGUUAGCGCUGCUAUAUUGCCAGUGACGCAUCAUCUUGGCGACGAUCACGGCCCAGUAGAGUAUCGAUUCGAGUAUUCUGUAAAUGAUGACCAUACUGGUGACUCAAAGCGACAACAUGAAGAACGCCACGGUGAUAAAGUGACCGGCCAGUACAGUCUGAUCGACGCAGAUGGUUAUCGCCGUAUUGUAGAUUACUCUGCCGACAAACAUACGGGAUUUGUAGCUAACGUACACCGUGAGCCUAUUAAAGGAUUCCAUAUGGUCACCACACCAAACAAAGUAAAGGUAGUUCCGGUGGUAAAGUUUGUGAAAUCGAUAACUUUGGCUCCGGUGUUACAUCAUACUGAGCCAGUUCAUCAUGUAAUCCCAGUACAUCACAUAAAGCAUCAUCAGAUUAUUCCACAUAUUCACGUGCAAAACUCGGUAGUGUAUGCGCCUAAACAUGGCAAUAGUGUACACUCUCAUACUAGCUUCAAAAGUGAAAAUGUAAGCUAUCAGUAUUGA